This is a messenger RNA of Glarea lozoyensis ATCC 20868, 5967 nucleotides long. RefSeq names its product Thiolase-like protein. The transcript is spliced from 6 exons. The record is from RefSeq and is a predicted model, not a curated record. Gene Ontology annotation, biological process: secondary metabolite biosynthetic process; fatty acid biosynthetic process. Gene Ontology annotation, molecular function: 3-oxoacyl-[acyl-carrier-protein] synthase activity; fatty acid synthase activity; phosphopantetheine binding. NCBI's taxonomy places the organism in Eukaryota, Fungi, Ascomycota, Leotiomycetes, Helotiales, Helotiaceae. Bases 1 to 5967 code for a protein of 1988 amino acids.
AUGGAUCUUCUUUUGCUUGGUGAUCAAACGACAGAUUACCUGCCGACGCUGCGGAAACUCUUGCGACGAAAUCGAAGCCCAUAUUUUUCCAUAUUCCUGGAAGAAGCAACGGCUUUGAUCCAAAACGAAGUAUUGAUUCUUCCAAAGCAUAAAAAUAUCAAUUUCCCCCCGUUUUCUACUAUGGAAGAGCUUGUCGAUAGAUAUGAGUUUAGUGAUAAGCGAAAUGCUGUCCUGGACAGCACGCUUGCAUGUCUCGCUCAGAUCGCGCAUUUUGUAAUGUUUCUUGAAAGACGACAAGUGAAGAAAGAACAUCAACCCGAGUUUCGAGUCGUUGGAGUAUGCACAGGGCUUUUAGCAGCGGCAGCAGCUGCAUCCUGCGAAAGCCUAGAGACAUUUAUCCCUUUGGCGCUUGAAACGAUUCGAGUUGCGUUCCGAGUCGGCUUUCUCGUAGCAACUCGUGCGGAAGAGCUCAUUCAAGAUUCAAGUGAUCAGUUGUGGUCUACUGUGAUAGCACGACACAUUAAUGACGACCCUGAUAUCGAGAUAACUUCCCUAAAUGAGAAACUUAACCUCAAGCAUGGUCGUAAACUUUACAUCAGCUCCAUUGGUCCCAGCACCAUAACGAUCAGCGGUCCACCAAGCUCUUUGGAUCUUCGUUCCAAACAACUGAGCCCUCAAAAUCAGGCCAUACCGAUCAGAGGACCAUACCACGCACCGCAUAUAUUUUCUGAAAAGGAUCUUGCACAAUUGAUCCCCGAUGCAUCUUGUUAUGUUUUGAAAUCUUAUCAGGUCGAGUCCUCGAAAACUUCCUUCAUGGGAGAUCUUGAGUCGACAAGCACUUUGGAGUUAUUUCGCCACUGUAUAUAUCGGAUUCUUCGAGCUCCAGUGAUUUGGACGAGACUUCUCGAUGAUUGCGCCAAGUUCACAGACUUGGAUUUUAAGCUGAUUCCAGUGGGCUCUUCGACAAUGUUGAAUAGCAUGAUUGCACUGCUGAGGAAAGAAUUUCCUGGCAGUGAAGUCCAGAGCGAUGAGCUAGAGGAGGGGCAGUCUCUAUGCGAAGAUACAUCUGACCAUUCAAAAAUUGCCAUAGUCGGCAUGUCUGGCCGCUUCCCAGGAGCAGAUGACAACGACGAGUUCUGGUCCAUAUUGGAGAAAGGAAUAGAUACACAUCGUACGAUUCCUCCAGACCGGUGGGACUUCAAGUCACACACCGAUGAAAGUGGAAAAGGCAAGAACAAGAGCCAUACCCCGUAUGGCUGUUUCAUCAAUGAUGCCGGAAAUUUCGACAACCAGUUCUUCAACAUCUCCCCGCGUGAGGCGGCCCAAAUGGAUCCCAUGCAGCGAUUAGCUCUCGUGACAGCUUAUGAAGCAAUGGAAUCUUCAGGCAUGGUCUUGAAUCGUACUCCAUCUACACAAGCGGAUAGAGUUGCCACGUUCUAUGGCCAAGCAAUUGAUGAUUGGAAAGAGACAAACACCGCCCAAGACAUUGACACCUUCUUCAUUACUGGGGGUAUCCGAGCUUUCGGUCCAGGAAGGAUAAAUUAUCACUUCGGAUUUCAAGGUCCAAGCUACAAUGUGGACACGGCAUGUUCAAGCAGUUUGGCGGCUAUUCAACUUGCUUGCACAUCAUUAAAAGCACGAGAAUGUGAUACUGUUCUGGCAGGAGGAAUGAACAUCUUCACCAAUCCGGACAUUUUUGCAGGACUGUCAAAAGGCCAUUUCCUGUCGAAAACAGGACCAUGUAAAACCUCCGACGAGGGAGCCGAUGGGUAUUGUCGCGGAGAGGGCGUUGGUACUGUGAUUUUAAAACGUCUUCCAGAUGCUCUUCAAGACAGAGAUCAUAUAUUAGGAGUGAUAGUUGCAUCUGCCACAAAUCACAGCGCAGAGGCAAUCUCCAUUACUCAUCCUCAUAUCGAGACGCAAGAAGCGCUGUUCAAAAAGGUCUUGCAGAAUGCCCGACUCGAUGCGCACGACAUUAAUUAUAUCGAAAUGCACGGAACCGGAACAGUCGCAGGCGAUACAGUAGAAAUGGAGAGUGUAACAAGAGUUUUCGCACCAACGGGGCGCAGGCAGAGGAAAGACAACAAUCCUUUAUACCUAGGAUCUCUCAAGCCAAAUAUUGGGCAUGGAGAAGCGGUCUCAGGUUUCAGCAGUCUUGUGAAGGUAUUGUCGAUGUUCCAAAGAGACACUAUCCCACCACACUGUGGAAUUAGCACCCAGCUGAACAGAGGGUUCCCGACCGACCUGGCGGCAAGAAAUGUGCGGAUUGCGUCUACAUCGACUUCUUGGCCCCGGUCCGCCACAACAAGAAGACGUGUCCUCUUGGAUAACUUCGGGGCAGCAGGUGGCAAUAGUUCGCUGAUAAUUGAAGAUCGUGCAGUGUUGGGGGUCUUGGGAGAAGAUCCACGAACGCGGCACAUAAUAGCCAUCUCAGCAAAAUCCAUAACAGCCCUGGCGACGAACAUAGAAAAGUUAAUUAAGCACAUUAAAGCAAAUCCAGAGAUAGAUCUUCCAAAUCUAAGUUACACCACAACCGCUAGAAGAAUGCAUUAUCGAUAUCGUGCCUUGCCUGCUCUGGCUCCGCCUCGAAUAAACUUUGUUUUUACAGGUCAAGGAUGCCAAUACGUUGGCAUGGGUCAACUGUUGUUUCAAACAUCAAGGACGUUUAAAGACCAGAUUUGCAGACUCGAUGUAAUUGCUGUGUCGCAAGGAUUUCCAUCUUUUGCAGCGUAUAUCGCAAAUCCCGAAGAACAUGCUUCUGGAGAAAGUAUUCCUGCGAGUAAGCUAUCGAUGAUAUCGCAGUUGGCACUCGUUUGCCUACAAAUAUCGCUUGCUCGGCUCUGGAUUUCAUGGGGUGUACAGCCAUCAGCAGUCAUUGGACACUCCUUGGGAGAAUAUGCCGCUUUGAAUAUUGCUGGGGUUUUGUCAGAUCAUGAUACAGUCUAUCUGGUAGGGAGCCGGUCACAGCUCAUGAAAAAGCACUGUCAGACCGGUACACAUAGCAUGCUUGCUGUGAGAGCCGAUUCCGAUCGAGAACUCAACGAAACGAGGACGAUCGCCUCGCACCAUAACGUUGAGAUAUCUUGCAUUAAUAGUCCACGGGAUAUCGUUUUCUCCGGAACACAAUUGGCUGUGGAUGCAGUGAAAAAAACCCUCCCAUCCAAGGUGAAAUCACAAAAGGUUGACGUUCCAUAUGCAUUUCAUUCUGCACAAGUAGAGCCUAUUUUGGACGAGUUCGAGGCUUUGGCAUCAUCGGUAGUCUUUUCGAAGCCCAAAAUUGCGAUAAUUUCGUCAUUGUACAGCAAGUUCGUAGAUGAAGGCCACUCCUUCGGCGCACGUUACUUCAGAGAUCAUUGCAGAAAGACGGUAAACUUUGCAGAUGCGUUACAAAGUCAACUCAAGGCCCAACGGUCGAAUGAUCAUUCGAGAACGGUGUGGUUAGAGAUUGGACCUCAUCCGACAUGUUGCACGAUGAUUAAAGCUACCUUGCAAGCUGGCCAUGAGACUUUGUGUUCCCUUACUAAGACCAAUGGGCCGUGGACUAGCCUCGCACAAAGCUGCUCAAAGCUGUAUAUUGAAGGCCUCAAGCUUGAUUGGAUGCAGUAUCAUCGCGAAUUCGAGCAAAGCCUUGCUCUAGUUCCGCUCCCCGCUUACUCGUUUGACAAUAAGAAGUUCUGGAUUGAUUAUGUCAAUAACUGGUCACUGAACAAGGGUGAAAUCCGGAGCUCCGCAUUAACAACCGCAGACUCUCUUGAGCUCUCCACCACAACAGUUCAAAAUGUUUUGCAACAAGACUUCAACAAGAAUGACGGUACCGCAACUAUUUUGGCAGAGACCGACUUCGCUGAUUCGUUCAUGCAAGAAGCUGUAGCUGGUCAUCUCAUCAAUGGCGUGGCUUUAUGUCCAUCCGCCAUAUACGCUGACAUGGCAAUGACUAUAUGCAAUCAUGGCUACAGAAUACUGUGUCCAGUGGUGGCCAAAUUCAGUAUGGAUAUCAGAGACAUGGCCAACACCAAACCUCUAGUGGUGGAUAUUAGCAAAACAAGUAAAAUCGGCCAGAAAGUUGAGAUUGAAGCCAGGAUCGAUUUGUCCACUAGGUCUGCCAAAGUCUCCAUUCGAAGCAGGAGCACGCAAAAAGUAGUUGAACAUGCGAGUUGCAUGGUCGUUUUUCGUGACGAUCCCCAACAGGCGAAUGAGUGGAAUCGGGUGGAGCAUUUGAUCAACUCGCGACUAGAUGUUUUAACUUGCUCCCCCAAUGUGAACAAAAUCCAAGGCGGAAUGGCAUAUAAAUUGUUCUCCAACCUCGUACAAUAUGGCCCAAAAUACAGAGGUAUGAGUAAUGUUUUGCUUGACAGCGAUUGCUGGGAAGCAACGGCACAAGUCAGUUGCCGAUCGACUAAAGAUGACGGUUCAUACUUCUUCAGUCCAUACUUGAUUGAUAACUUGGCUCAUAUUUCUGGGUUUGUGAUGAACGCCAACGAGGCCUUGGAAGCAGAUCAUGUUUAUAUCUCUCAGGGUUGGAGCAGCAUGAGGCUUAGUGAUGAUAUUUCCCUUGGAAGAAACUAUCAAGUCUAUGUGAAGAUGCAACCUCAACAUGGCUCGAAGAUGGUCGCGGGAGACGUCUACGUUCUUUGCGAUACAAAGAUAGUAGGGCUUAUUGAAGGGUGUAGAUUUCAGUCCGUACCACGGACACUUCUUAAUACGCUACUUCCCACACAGCAAAAUAGUUCUCAGGCAAGCUUCUUAUCAUCAGUCACUCUUGGGGAAGGGGUGACGGAGUCGCAAAUGGCGCCCAGUCCAUCGUGGCCUUCCAAACUUGUGGAAGGGGCCAAAACAUUUUCACAUCGCGCGAUGUCAAUAGUAGCGGGCGAGAUAGGAUGUGGCGUUGAUGAGCUCCACGAUACUGCAUUAUUCUCGGACUUGGGAGUCGAUUCCCUACUUUCGCUAACCAUUUUGGGAAUAUUUCGAGAAGAGUUUGAUCUGAAGGUAGACAGCACUUUGUUCAUCGAACAUCCAUCAGUAGGAUCUCUGAGGAGCUUUCUGAGGGAUUUAAUGCAACCGAAAACACCUCAGCCUCCGGUGUUGACGCCUCCGAUAAGUCCUCAGAUGCAAAGUAUUUCAAUGGCGGCGACCGAGCAACUGUCGGCGUCGUCUCGUACACCAGACACUUUCCAUGUACAGUCUAUACUGCUUCAUGGAUCACAGAGAACAGCGAGCCGUAAUCUAUUUCUAUUCCCUGAUGGAUCGGGCUCAUGUGCCUCGUAUGCCCUUUUAGCUUCACACCUGAACGACAUUUGUGUCUGGGGCAUGACUUGCCCUUUUAUGACCUCGCCCGAAAGCUUCACAACAGGUGUUUCAGCAGUAGUGCGCAAAUACAUGGUCGAAAUCCGAAAACGACAGUCAAACGGGCCGUAUAUUUUGGGUGGUUGGAGCGCCGGCGGAGUUCUUGCAUACGAAGCAACAAAGCAACUUCUAGACGAAGGAGAUUCUGUCGAUCAGUUACUCUUGAUUGAUUCUCCCUUCCCGCUAGGACUUGAGGCACUACCACUAGCGUUCCACGAAUUCUGCGCAGACAUCGGUCUGUUGAACGUUGAAGGUCGCUUACCGCACUGGCUGUUGCCACAUUUUGCGGCGACAGUAAGGGAGUUGACGAAAUACUCUGACGAGCUAGUGGCUACGAGUCUGAAAGCUGACAUGAUCGACAAAAUGCCUAGAACAGUAAUUAUCUGGGCAAGAGAUGGAGUUGAAAAAGACAGCAAGAAGACCCUAGAGUGGAAGGGGAGAAUGCCGAAUUCCAUGCAUUGGCUCAUGGAAGACAGGUCGGAUAUGGGACCAAACGGGUGGGAGAGACUCCUUGGAUCUGCCAAAAUCGAUUGUUUGAGUGUAGAUGCCAAUCAUUUCACAAUGAUGAGGGCAGCUGCUGUUGUUGAGGUUGGCCGUUUAUUGGAUCAAGAGAUUUGGAAAUGA